AGUAACCACAAUCACUCGCUGUACAGUGAACCUGAAAAUAAUCGAACAUCUUCAACCUCAAACUCCACGAUAAGAGAAAUCCCUCACCUCUCUAUUCCAUACCACACAUACCUACUACACCACCUUUUUCUGAUUCCACCACUCUCUCUCUGUCUCGCUCUUCCAUUUACAUACUUUACAGAGGGAGACACACCCCAACCCCAGUCUCCACUCCACACGCACAGCACACACUGAGGAUGGCGUCCACAGCUGCAUCGCCGGCCUUCUGCGGCAUCCCAAAGGCCUCCACCUCAACCUCCGCCGCCAGGGCUUCCAUCCCCGCCACCCGUUUCCUCGCCAAGAACCCACUCCGAGGCCUGGGCUUCUCCGCCGCCGCCGCCGAACCCCUGCUCUCUCAUCACGUUGCCACUAAGCUGCGGUCAUUUGGGAGCUCUUCCGCCAAGCCCGUCAGAGGGGUUGCCUCCAUGGCGAAGAAGAGCGUUGGGGACCUCACCGCCGCUGACCUCAAGGGCAAAAAGGUCUUUGUCAGGGCUGACCUCAAUGUGCCUCUUGAUGAUAACCAGAACAUCACCGAUGAUACUAGGAUUAGAGCUGCUGUACCCACAAUCAAGCAUCUGAUCAGCAAUGGUGCCAAAGUCAUUCUUUCCACUCACUUGGGACGGCCAAAAGGUGUUACACCAAAAUACAGUCUUGCACCUCUGGUUCCCAGGCUAUCCGAACUGCUUGGUAUUCAGGUUGUGAAGGCCGAUGACUGCAUUGGUCCAGAGGUUGAAAAAUUGGUGGCUUCACUACCUGAAGGUGGUGUCCUCCUCCUCGAGAAUGUGAGGUUUUACAAAGAGGAAGAAAAGAAUGAGCCUGAGUUUGCAAAGAAGCUCGCCUCAUUGGCUGAUCUCUACGUGAAUGAUGCAUUUGGUACUGCCCACAGAGCACACGCCUCUACGGAGGGAGUUACAAAGUUCUUGAAGCCUUCUGUUGCUGGUUUCCUUCUACAAAAGGAGCUGGACUAUCUUGUUGGGGCAGUUUCAAGCCCAAAGAGACCAUUUGCUGCCAUUGUGGGUGGUUCAAAGGUCUCCUCCAAGAUUGGAGUAAUUGAAUCGCUUCUCGAAAAGUGUGAUAUAUUGCUAUUGGGAGGAGGAAUGAUAUUUACAUUUUACAAAGCACAAGGACUGUCGGUAGGAUCAUCGCUGGUAGAAGAAGACAAGCUAGAACUUGCGACUUCACUCCUUGAGAAGGCCAAGGCGAAGGGAGUGAGUCUCUUGCUACCCACUGAUGUGGUUAUAGCUGACAAGUUCGCUCCAGAUGCGAAUAGCAAGGUCGUGCCAGCAUCUGCCAUUCCAGAUGGCUGGAUGGGUUUGGAUAUUGGACCAGAUUCUGUAAAGACAUUCAGUGAUGCCCUGGAGACUACAAAAACUGUUAUUUGGAACGGACCAAUGGGAGUGUUUGAGUUUGACAAGUUUGCCGUUGGCACAGAGGCAAUUGCAAAUAAACUAGCUGAACUUAGUGGGAAGGGAGUCACCACAAUUAUUGGUGGUGGAGACUCCGUUGCAGCUGUUGAGAAAGUCGGAGUCGCUAGCGUGAUGAGCCACAUAUCUACGGGUGGCCUGGCGUUCUUGCCCUUGACGAAGCCACUCCAGUUGCCGUGUAAGCCAUCAAACGAGCAUUCUAAUUCGAUUCUUUUAACAUAAUAGAUGAUGAUGUUUCGUCCGGUUUGUAAACGAGAAAUGUACUUGAAUAUGAGUUUGUGCUAUAGAUAUUUCAGUUUGCCCUCCAACUUGUCUUAGUCAAAUCAAAAUAAGGAAUGAAGAAGUACUUGAGGAUGGACUGUAUUUCUACGUCUUCCGUUCUUGUUUCUGAUA
This is a messenger RNA of Sesamum indicum (sesame), 1856 nucleotides long. Its product is annotated as phosphoglycerate kinase, chloroplastic. The record is from RefSeq and is a predicted model, not a curated record. Gene Ontology annotation, biological process: gluconeogenesis; glycolytic process. Gene Ontology annotation, molecular function: ATP binding; ADP binding; phosphoglycerate kinase activity. Lineage: Eukaryota; Viridiplantae; Streptophyta; Magnoliopsida; Lamiales; Pedaliaceae. Gene Ontology annotation, cellular component: cytosol.